Messenger RNA from Spizellomyces punctatus DAOM BR117, 1079 nucleotides. RefSeq lists its product as uncharacterized. The record is from RefSeq and is a predicted model, not a curated record. The coding region runs from base 15 to 971 and encodes 318 amino acids. Lineage: Eukaryota; Fungi; Chytridiomycota; Chytridiomycetes; Spizellomycetales; Spizellomycetaceae. The transcript has 3 exons.
AAAGGCACCCCAACAUGCUUACAGCAAACGUUUCUCGUCCGCUCUCCUCAGAGUCCCCGCCUUCCUCCCUUGCUUCAGACUCUUCUCCUGAACGUUCCUUCUCUUCCGUUACGCAAGAGCGACCAACUUCUGCUAUACCGCCUCCCGAUUUCGUCGAUGACAUUGAUUCAAGUUUUGCGGAUCUGGCUGGAGAGUCACCUCCGAGUUCCCUUGCAUCAAACUCUCCAACACGAUCUAUGACACCCUUACCUCAGCCACCGGAACCCAUUGACAUUUCUGAACCGGAGAAUACACCUCCUCCAGUGCGAACCCUUUUCCCAAUUGCACCAGCUGCAGUACCUGACAAGAUCAUACCACGUCCCACACAAGCCACCGAUAGCACUCAAACGGAUUCAGAACCACUCGACUUUGCGUCGGCAUCGCGUCAAAUAAAAGAAUGUUAUGGGCAAGCUAGUCGAAAAGCUGACUACAUACGUGCUGUUAUGUCUUUCGGUACCGGGUCUGCCUUGGAGGUGUACGAUAUGGCGCAGUCGAUAGAUGAAUUAAGCGUGAAUAUUAGCAGAUUGAAGAGAUAUGAUGAUUCAAUUCGCAAAUUGAUGGAGGAGGCAGUGAACAAAACCAAGGCCGAGUAUGAAACACGUUUGAAGAACCUCCGAAUUGAGAAAGAAAAACUAGCGAAACAUGAAGCAGCAAUUGCCAAAGCCGAUGAACAUAUCGCAAAAAUGGAUCGACAGGUGGAGGACUUGCGAGCAAAACGUAUACGCCUAGAGGCAGAAUAUCAACUAGCUUUGCAACGGAAGUUGGCGGAGGAGAAAGAAGAGGCUGUAAAGCAAAGAAAUCAGGUCCGCCUCAUGAUGAAAGUGCUCCUGUCGUCCUUCGUACUCUCCUUUGGUGUCUUCCUUCCGCAAUUUACCUACUUUUUGUUUUCCCUGGCAGUUCUUUCCAUCCAUGUGUAUGCUGUAGUGGGCUGAGGAAUGGCCGCAUGUCGGUUCGUGCCAAACUCUUGUAUUUACUUGUGUACCAUGAUUGUAAUAUAAGGCGAAGACUUGGGACACUUCUUUUUGCCCUACUCAAAUGGA